GCACUGUCUAUAAAGUGACCAUGCUUUUCCCACGCAGUCUCUUUCCCCGGCCACAAAACAACCGUGAGUGUCUAACUCACCGUUCUUUAACAACUUUAAAAAACCAAAAAAAUAUAAAAAAUAUAAAACAUAUAAAAUCUUAAAAAUAAAUAGGCCUACCGUAAUAUACGAAAUAAAACUAAAUCGCUAAAUUGUGUUAACAGGAGGCCCCGGGCUAAAUCCGACGUUUAGGACAAUUAUAUUUAUCAGGAGAAUACGCCGAAAUUCCAUUCUGUUUUUAGCUGUCACUUUUCCUUGGGAGCCAGUCUUGAAAUUUAGAUCGGAACACAAGUCACAUUCUGAGCGUUUUUUUACUCACAAAUUACGCACAGAUUCUGCCCCGGAGAACAAUUUCUUAAAAAACAAUUCCCGUGGUUAUAGCGUGAAAGAAGAAUUCAUACAUUUUGUGCAGUCCAAGAAAUGAACACAGCGACUACAGGGAGUUAUCCAAUGGCUUCUCUCUAUGUUGGCGAUCUGCACCCUGAUAUCACGGAGGCUAUGCUGUAUGAGAAAUUCAGCCCAGCAGGACCGGUGUUGUCUAUUCGAGUAUGUCGUGAUAUGAUCACCCGACGCUCUCUGGGUUAUGCCUAUGUGAAUUUCUCGCAACCCACGGACGGUAAGCAAUAAAGCAUGCCUCCACAAUAACGGCGUCUGUUUGCAUUAGGCUACAGUAAAGAGUUGAUUGGAUGUUGGCUUUAUUUGAGCAUGUCAACUGUUCAGUGCAUUUGUCUUAAAGAGGAUCCAAUGUAAAGCACAUCUUUGAUUUUAUUGAUGUGAUUUCCUGUUUUAACGUAUCUACAGCAUUCACACCUGUUACCUGUAUAGAACUCCGUGGUUACCUCCAGACUCUACUACAUAGUACAAACAUACCAAUACACAGGCAAUCUAAGAAGAGGUGUAGGCUAACUCUGCAAGUAACAGAAUGAAUGAAAAACUAUAGUGUAAGAGAAUGUUUUCCUUUCAACCCUCACUUUGGGCUAAAGUAAACUUGCACUGAACCAUGCUUGGCACAGUGAAUCAGACUACUAAUACAUACAGUAUGGACUCUCAAAAUGAUUUUUGUCCUUCAUGGACUAACUGGUGAGUGGAGAAGUACAACGUUUGGAAUAUCUCUUGACCCAUAUAGCGACAGUGGCCCACUUCCAUGUGUCAUUGUUUGAGAAUUGACCAGGAUAUGCUCCAGGACUCCUGCUUUGCCAUGUACAAGACUCCUGCUUUGGAUAUGUUGUAGCCAGGCUACUGUCUGUGUUCUGCCUCUACCUUUGAAUGGGUGGCUGCAGUUCUGCUCCAGGGUACUGCUCCACACUGCCUAACCCAAAGUGACCCAUUUCUGCUCCUAUUUAAAGGGCCAUCAGGGAACCGUUCUGUAGUGAAAUUAAUUCCCAAUACCUUCCGUGCUGCCUUACACACAGAGGAAGAAAAGGCACAGCUGAACAAUAAGGCUGCAUUUCCCAUGAUUAGAGGUUGCAAUCACCAACCAAUGAUUGUGUACCACGUUAUGGACUGUGCAGUCGGGCACCAGAGUGCUGAAACGUGGUUUUCUGAUACCUGAAAUACGUAUCCAGGCGUCAGAAACGUCUAAGCAGGGGAACACGACCUAACACUUGCAUUUCCCUGCUUUCUGGGGAUAAUGUGAUGUCAUGCAUGUGUGUCCUCUGAUCUGAAGAUAAUAAGUCUGAAUAGAUUGCUUCUGCAAAUACAUUUCUGCUGAAACUUUUCUUGUGGAUUCAGCAUAUUUUUUAUGGUUGGAUUUCUUGAGUAAUUGUUGAAGGGCAGUGUCAUACACAACAUCUCCACGUUCUCUCCUCUACAUGUGGAUCUGUAAUGUUUUGCUCAGGUUGUAGUGGCUUACAAUGUCCAUGCUUGCAGGGAAUUUCCAACAUUUGUAUCUAAGCCCCUGCUCCUAUUGUAAGAAAUCUGAACUAUAACAUGUAAUUGCACACUUUGAUUUACCACUCGAUUCAACAAUCACUAUUUUAAUUGUCCUAAGUAGAGUUAUGUGCAGUAGAAUAAUGUAAUUGUUAGGGGGUGUGACCUGACAUGAUUGAGCUUGAGCUGUUGGUUAAACAGUGUGGGCUUAUUCGGUUUUCAUUACACACCUGCCACCACGUAUCUGACUCAGUCUGAGCCAGUGUAGCUAGAGAACUCCAUGGUCACAAUAUAACCUGGAAGUUGUAUUUUUAUCACAUAACACAAUCAAUAUAACAUGUCAGGAUGUAAAAGUGUAGUACAACUACCACAUAUUUAGGCCUGCAACUGCAACCACAUAUUUGAGGAGAGUAGUAUUCCUUCAUGUGACUAAAGUAGCGUUGGCUGACCAUCUCCACUUGGGUGUCAGCAUGUCACAGCUGCAUUUGUAAAUAGUUGCAAGACUUGGGGUUGCUCAUCUGAACAUUCUUGUUGAAUGUGUCUUCCUCCAUCAAUGGGAGAGAAUGAUCAAUAAUAUAAUAAUAAGCCAUUUAGCAGACGCUUUUAUCCAAAGUGACUUACAGUCAUGUGUGCAUACAUUUUUACGUAUGGGUGAUCCUGGGGAUCGAACCCACUACCCUGGCGUUACAAGCGCCAUGCUCUACCAAUUGAGCACAUACCUCUCAGGACCCCUCUCUAAAUAUAGUCCCUCUCUCAGGCAGUUCAAAUGUUGCCUGCCUAUAAUAUCUCAAAUGUUUUAAAGUCUUCAUAUAAGGGUAAUGUUUGACAGAAUCAAUUUGGAUGGCUACCAGCCUCGCCUAGAAUAAACUAUCCAGUUUUUAGUUGUAUGACAAAAUAUAUUUACAGUAUAAUAUCAUCACACUGACCUGUGAAGUUCACUUGUUUUUUGUGUUACAUUCACUUUACCUCUUAUUUCAUUUCAUCAUAUGUUUAUCUCUGCUAUUCAUCCAUUGAGCAAUCUCAGCUCCACAUGGUGCUCAUGUUCUUUCAUCAAGCAUGGCCAUGGGAACGUUCCAGAACUAGACAGACAGGGUGACCGUCACACACCUUCUCUGAGCUGGUUUGUGUGAAGUACAAUUGCACAGCAAACUGCUGAUGCCAGCAGACGCAAGGGAGCUCCGUUUUGUUUACCAGACAUUUUUAGCUCUAAAGCCCGGGUGUGUGUUGCUGUGGAGUGACGGGAACAAAGGGGAGCUCUCUGGUUGGCAUGUGUACCCAGAUGGACAUGAGAGAGGGGGCAGGAAAAUGAGAACUGGCACAGCAGAAAUCACAAUAGGCAGAUCUGGAAACAUAAAUCAAAGUUACAGCACACUGGCAUAUGUAGUACGGACCAUGAUAAAUAAUAAUGGCUGGUAUUUAUUAGAGAACCUAUAAGAUAAUGUAAAGUUUUCAAGAGCCAUUUGCCUCAUUGAAUUAUAUCUGUACAUGCACUAUAUGUGUGCCAUUGUAUCUAUUCAUUAUGAGAGGUUGAAUAAACGUAUGACUUGUGGCUUGUAAGGCACUUCUGGUCCCAUUUGUCUGUGUGAGCGCCAUGUGCUCCUGCCUAGCCAACUGGAGCUACCCCCCCCCCCCCCCCCCCACUAACAGCUGCUCAGUGUGGUGGCAGGCAGCGGUCAGACUCCAUAGCCACAUGGUGUAGCAGUUAGGACAGUCCAAUAGUAGCAUGGUUUCUUAGUUAAGUGUGCCAUAAACUAGGGCCAAUAGUUUUUCCUGAUCACAUGACCAGGAAUAAGUCCUGGUCCUAUCCAACACAACACAAUGUCGUAGUGUGAAUUAUUGGGAGGCGUACAUAUGGUGCGGUGUGCAUGAUUUGAAGUGAGCACUAUAUAGCAUAAACAACAUGGUGUUUGGUUGUGUGCAGUACACAUUGACUGAUAUGUUUUUAGGCUCCAUGUUGUAAGUUAACACCCUGACUCUAACCUCUCCCCCCUGCCCUCUAGCCGAGAGAGCCCUGGACACCAUGAACUUUGAUGUGGUGAAAGGGAAGCCAAUCAGAAUCAUGUGGUCACAGAGAGACCCCUCCCUCAGGAAGUCUGGGGUGGGCAACGUGUUCAUCAAGAACUUGGACAAGACCAUCGACAACAAGGCCCUCUAUGACACCUUCUCUGCCUUUGGGAACAUUCUGUCUUGCAAAGUAAGAUGGCAGUGUUUCUGACCAUAGACAUCUGUAUGGCCAUAGACGUGUGUAUAUAUACACUACCUUUUCUUUCGAAAACAAGGACAUUUCUAAGUGACCCUACACUUUUGAACGGUAGUGUAUAUACUGUGUAACUUUUUAAAAAACGCAUCAACUUGUCUCUCAAACAGGUUGUGUGUGAUGAGAAUGGAUCCAAAGGAUAUGCGUUUGUGCACUUUGAGACGCAGGACGCAGCCGACCGCGCCAUUGAAAAGAUGAACGGCAUGCUUCUGAACGACCGCAAGGUGUGAGUGUCUGAUCAACUAGGAGAGGGUGGGGAGGUGUGGGGAAGGGGCUGAACUGCAGUUAUCAUUGUGUAGAAAGUUGACAGUUUAGAGCAAUCAAGGGCAGCUAGGAUAUUGAUGAGGAUUGUACAUGGUUGGAGUCUGAAGUAGUAGCUCAUCUGUUGGCCUAUACUGUAACACGGCAAAAGGUGAGGUGUGCAGAGGAACAGCAACCUGUAGAUCAGGGAUGGGCAACUGGCGUCCCGCAGGCCCAUCUUUUUUUGUGGCCCCCUUCCCCAUCAAAGUUGCCCAUCCCUGCUGUAGAUGCAUAUAACGAGCCUCUUCCCCACACUCAGUCCCCAUACACCCUGUCUUUCUGUGUGGUUUGCUUGAAUUACACAACUAACAGUGAAUGUUUCUGCAGUGCUUACUGGGAUAUGUGCCUUUUUAAACCUACACAACAACACAUUUCCACUCUGUGGUUACCUCACUCCAUGUGUCAGCUGAGCAUCCGUCUGUCUGUACGUUUGUCCACCCGUCCACCUGCCUGUCGUGUGUGUGUGUGUAACCACGCUUGUGUGUUUUAGUGAUGGAGCGAAUGCAGGAAUGCAAUACUGGAGCCAGAUUGGGAGAGGUCUGCAUAGCAAGGUACAGUCUGAGUAGAGGAAGAUGAUCUAUCAACCUCCGUUUGGUCCUCAACUUUCCUCUUUAUGGACCUCUGUCCCUCCAUCCCUCAAGUCUUGGACCAGGAAACGUCAUUGUGUGUGUGGUGUGUUCUGGGUGUAUAGCAUGAAUGCUCAGUUUGCCUGAUUGUGGUGCCAUAAACAGUGCAAAAAUAAGUUUGUUCGUUGUUCCUGAGAGGUCCUUGACUGACUCACUGUGCUGCUGUCUUAUACAAAGUGCUUCUUUCCAUUUAAUAGUCUGGGAAUCCUCAAUGUCAGUGCUGUGAAAACCUGCUUGAAGCCUGAACAUGAAUCUCAGAUGAAAAACAUAAGAGAUGGAUCACAGUCCCUUUCUCCCUCCUGCUCAGGACUGUUUUACAAGAGUUGUGUCGUUGCUCUCUGGCGGUGUUUAGGUUCGUUGGACGUUUCAAGUCUCGGAAGGAGAGGGAGGCAGAACUUGGGGCCAAAGCAAAGGAGUUCACCAAUGUCUACAUCAAGAACUUUGGAGAUGACAUGAACGAUGACAAGCUAAAGGAAAUGUUUGACCAAUACGGUAAGCUGUGACUGAAACAUACAGUAUGAGUUUGCUCAUUAGUGGAGCCAUUUUUGUUUUUCACAUAUUUGUCUUGCAAUCCAUCCAAGGAAACUAGACAUGCAAUUGCAUUUGUCAAAACUCGUAUAGCUGAGUCCCAUUUCUUCUCUUUUCUUCCCUGCAGGUAGAAUUCUCAGCGUGAAGGUUAUGACCGACCCCAGUGGCAAAUCCCGAGGCUUUGGCUUUGUCAGUUACGAGAAACACGAAGACGCUAACAAGGUACUAUUAUACCCUCAUAACAACAGUCAGCAGGCUUUCAUGGUUGGUGGAAAAAGACUGAGACAAUCACACUAAUAAUCACAUUCUGUUAACGUAUGGGUUUACAGCAUAUAGACUGGCUGUAACAAAUACAUCUCUAUUCAGGCAUGUGAGGAGAUGAACGGCCAAGAGUUCAAUGGAAAAACAGUAUUUGUGGGACGCGCUCAGAAGAAGAUGGAACGGCAGGGGGAGCUGAAGAGGAAGUUUGAGAUGCUGAAACAGGAGAGGAUCAGCCGUUACCAGGUCAACCAGCAUGUCCUCCUCUGGCACCACUAUGUCCAAUAGAACACUGAUUACAACCAAAUGCCAUCAAUCAACCUGACAUCUUGUUUCAUAGUACCCAUCCAUUAAGGAAACAAGCCAGGCUGAGUAUGUGUGUGUGGGUCAUGGCAGUGUUUUUCUGGUUUCAGGGCGUUAACCUGUACAUUAAGAACUUGGACGACACCAUUGACGACGAGAAACUGCGCAAGGAAUUCACCCAAUUCGGGUCCAUCACCAGUGCCAAAGUGAGAUUGCAGCAGAAGCCAAAACAGUGCACCACCAUUACCCUUUUCAGUUGUGUAUUUGGAGUGUGUUAUCCAGAUAUAACACGGCUGACUUCUCUCGCUGUAGGUCAUGCUGGAGGAGGGACGGUCCAAGGGCUUUGGCUUUGUCUGCUUCUCUUCUCCUGAGGAAGCCACCAAGGCUGUGACUGAGAUGAACGGGCGCAUCGUGGGCUCCAAGCCCCUCUACGUGGCCUUGGCUCAGCGCAAAGAAGAGCGCAAGGCCCACCUCACUAACCAGUACAUGCAGCGCAUCACUGGCAUGAGGGCCAUGCCUGCCAACGCCAUCAUCAACCAGUUCCAGCCCGCCAGCGGAUACUUCAUGCCUGCAGUGCCACAAGUUAGUGAGGGAGGGAGAGAGGGUUAAAAUGGGUUUGAGAGAAAGUUAUGUGGGCUUUACUGGAAAUACCCUUCACAACAGCCAUGUCAGGGUUCUGACAGUGGAUAUAAUAAAUACUGCUGUGCAAAUGCCAGUAAGAUGUUUGGCACUGUAACAAGUGAGUCAGUUGUUGUUUAUGUAGAGUUGGAUGUAGAACUUUAAUGUUGUGCAACAUUAUUGCACACAUGGUUACACGUCUGUCAUUAACUGUGUGUGUCUCUCCCAGGGCCAAAACAGGACCACCUACUAUGCACCCAAUCAGUUGACCCAGAUGAGGCCCAACCCCCGCUGGCAGCAGCAGGGUGGCAGAGGCCAAGGUGAGGGUUAGAGAUGACAUCAUACAUAAUGACUCAAUUUAUCAUGGGCUAUAUAUCCAGGCUAUGUUUAUUCAAGUACUAUAUGUCCUAGUGACAUAUUAUGGUGACUUGAACUGCUGUCCAAUAAUAACCCUGCCCCCCCCCCCUCUAGGUGGGUUCCAGGGGUUGCCCAACUCUCUGCGCCAGCCUGGUCCACGUGCCAACCUGAGACACCUGGCUCCCAACACCAGUGCCCAGGGCCCACGAGGCAUGGGGCCUGCUGGAGCUCAGAGAGUUGGUAAGACUGGAUGCCCUCAGUAUAUCUGAUAGUAACUGAUUAUCAUUUACAUUAUGGAAAUUUUACAUUUACAUUUUAGUCAUUUAGAAGACGCUCUUUUCCAGAGCGACUUAGUUAGUGAGUGCAUACAUUUUUCAUACUGGCCCCCCGUGGGAAACGAACCCACAACCCUGGCGUUGCAAGCGCCAUGCUCUACCAACUGAGCUACAGGGGAUUACCUCAUCAAACUUAAUAUACUUGGCCCAUCAUAUGUCCUUAUGUGUCAUCCCUACCAUUAGGAGGUGUUGGCCAGGCCAUGGGUCCUCGUCCCUCCAUGGGAGUCCCUGCCCCUCGUGCCAUGCCACCCUACAAGUACGCCACCAGCAUACGCAACACUAACCCCCAGGGUGUGCAGCCCAUUGCCUUACAGCAGGUAAAUCUCACCAACCUCCAUCUUUGGCAUAGUUAAAACUGCCUCCUCCCUCAUCUCUUCUCCUCCCUCAAAUCUCUAUUUUCCCUUCCACUAUUUUUCUGUUCCAUCACUCUGUCGUUUUAACCCCUUUGUUGCCUGUCUUUCUCCUCUCAGGCUCAGCCAGCUGUACAUGUGCAGGGUCAGGAGCCUCUCACAUCCUCCAUGCUAGCUUCUGCACCUCCUCAGGAGCAGAAGCAGAUGCUGGGUGAGUGCUGGAACAGAUUGGUGGUGUGUCAUAUUGGUCCUUGGAAGUUCACUGCCAAAUUCUAGAAUCUAGAGUUUUGAACAUCAUUGCAAUAAGGUGCAAUUAUACAGUAACAUUUGAAACCAUAAGAACCAUUCUUAACCCUCCCUGUCUCUCGUUCUCUCUCUCUCAGGGGAGCGCCUGUUCCCCCUGAUCCAGGCCAUGCACCCCAGCUUGGCAGGGAAGAUCACUGGGAUGUUGCUUGAGAUCGACAACUCUGAGCUGCUGCACAUGCUGGAGUCCCACGAAUCCCUGCGCUCCAAGGUACCAGCAACAGGAUAAUAUUAGGAUAAGAUCAUAAAAAGUGAUCUAGGGUCAUAUAGUUUUGUCUAAGGCUCUGAUUUAUUUUUCCUAUUUCUGUGUGUUUGUGCAGGUGGAGGAGGCUGUUGCCGUGCUCCAGGCCCACCAGGCAAAGAAGGAUGCCACACAGAAAGUUGGAGUCAUCACUUCAACCGCUGCUGACGCUACUUCCUGAUGUGUAAGAGCGCUUACUAACUGUUUGUUAAAUUAGUAUUGUUAAUAGAUGAGAAAAUGUGAGCCAUGAUAUCGCCGAAGCAUGAGAUUUUGCCCCAGCACUGAUAAUGGUGUCUACUCAAACCUUUUGGCAACAUACAUUAAUGGUGUAUAGAUUUGCUAAUGGAACUUAAUCUAUUGCUUUUGACUGGUUCAAUUGUAGUGGGUUCAUAUUUCUUAUCCAAUGCUUUUUGUGUUUCCCCCCUCCCCCAGGACACAAACAACUGAGAAAAAGAUGGGGAGAGAUCACUACAUUGGCUUCAAAUGCCUGGGUCAUCUCUAUAAAAUCCUAUGCAAAAAGAAAUAAAAACAAGGUUAAAAAAAGAUUUACAAAAAAAGAUAUACUCUUGAACGUUUAAAAGAAGAUUACAGUACUUCAUUUGUGUAGUUCUGUAAUAAUUUUAAACUUUACCAAAAGCAAAACUUCCAACUAAAUAAGGCCCUUUAUUUUGUGGCCAGGACAGACCCCUUUUCUCUGAGGAAAAUUAGCUUUGCUCUUAGUCUUUGUUUUAAUGUUUUGUUUUAUGAUUUGAACAAUUGGAUUCCUCCAUCCCAUCAUGUUAUCAUGGGUGGUGUGGUAUAUGGUAUUCUCAAUAAAGGGAUGAAUAUAUCAAAUUUA
Coregonus sp. 'balchen' is the source of this 9222-nucleotide messenger RNA. The record is from the annotation of a GenBank genome assembly. NCBI's taxonomy places the organism in Eukaryota, Metazoa, Chordata, Actinopteri, Salmoniformes, Salmonidae.